AUGUACUUUGUACAGUUCGAGCGGCCACCGCGCGUCCUGACCGAAGAAGCACCUUUUAUGCGAACAUGGAUUACUGGCGCCAUAACCAUUGCAACGCAGCCGAAUGGGACUAUAUACGACCAAGACAUCACGCUCAAGGCCAGUCUGUUGUCAUCGAAUGACGACGAUACGCCUUGUCUGACGGAGUCGUAUGAGUGGCGUGCUGGCAUGACAAGACUCCCCAUUGUGUUUGACGUAAGCAAUGGGGUGAUAUGGCCCGUCAGAGUCCUCGUCUGUGCGGAUGGUCAGGAGAGCGGCAGCUUAUCGCCGUUGGCGACACCUUCAUUGAACAGGACCCCACGAGUGUGUCUUGCUUGGAGUCCAGCGUUCGACAAUCUGAAUCCGAUUGCUAGCGAUGAGAGAGUCGAGAGACGUUUCAAGCUCUCAAGCAAACGGACACUCCGGGCUUGGGAGAGUUGCGGACAGAAUUCUGCCCAGAUAAAAUCUAGUGGUGUUGUGCUGCUUUCACACUUGGACGACGUCAUUGGUCUCAGAACUGACGGAGUAAAGCAGAUGGAGCAGAAAUUUGCCCUAGCUGCAUCGAAGAAGCUGAGCAUCAUCGAUAUGAGCCAGAACUGCGGUGCUAUUGGUAUCACCGUCGCGCAGCUCAUACCCGAUUCCAACGUCGUUAUCCUGGACGAUGCCGAAGCUCUGCCGACGAUCGAAGACAACAUCCGAAUGAUGUCUCCGGCUUUCGCAUCUACCGUUCGAUUCGGGGACUGGAACUCUUCUUCCAUGGGAGACCGUGGAAGUCCGGGCAGACCAGUCGAUAUGAUCUUCUCAACAGCUGCUCAAUUCAACGACGACAAAUCUCUCCGGACCGUUGAGAUUCUCGGCAAAAUGAUUGAGCGAUCGCCAAAAGCAGUCGUGGUGCUUGUAGAGGAAGAAAUUGUAGGAAACGCGAAGACGUCGCACGGCGUCGGUAGAUCUUCUCCGCUCGCUACAAUGCUACGCGAACGUGGCCACAAGCUUCGGGGGAGUGAAACGUUUCCUGGAGAUCCAGCGCUACCGCAGUACCAUGUAAUGGUCUUUCACGGAAGCAACCGAAGAUGA
Molecule: messenger RNA, 1092 nt
Organism: Ramularia collo-cygni
Lineage: Eukaryota; Fungi; Ascomycota; Dothideomycetes; Mycosphaerellales; Mycosphaerellaceae
Exons: 3
Coding region: 1-1092 (363 amino acids)
Source: RefSeq, a predicted model, not a curated record